This is a messenger RNA of Solanum stenotomum, 849 nucleotides long. RefSeq lists its product as uncharacterized. NCBI's taxonomy places the organism in Eukaryota, Viridiplantae, Streptophyta, Magnoliopsida, Solanales, Solanaceae. The transcript has 2 exons. The record is from RefSeq and is a predicted model, not a curated record. Bases 1 to 849 code for a protein of 282 amino acids.
AUGGGUGAACUAGAAACGGGUAGAAGGUUGAAUCAAGAACUUGGUCUUGUUAAAGCCGGUGAUACUCGUUGGGGAUCUCACUACAAGUCAUUUGGACACUUUAUUAGUAGCUUUGACUAUAUUGUUGAUAUACUUGAUACUCUUGUUGAAAAUGCAAGUACUUUGGAAGAAAGAGCAAGCGCAUCGGGAUUUCUCAGAAGUUGUCAAACGUAUGAGACUAUUUUCUUGUUGCAAUUGAUGACUGAUGUUUUAGGAAUCACAAAUGAUCUUAAUGUUUUCAUUACAGAAAAAGGAGCAAGACGUUGCAAAUGUCAUGAUUCUUGUAAAGAAAAGGUAGAAGCAUUUUUUAUCAAGCAUGGCAUUUCAUUACCCAAUUUGGAUGCUCCAUAUGUUAAUUCUGGGAGAUCACGACGUAAAGUAGUUAUUUGUACUACUUUGCAUCAUUAUCUUGUGGAUGUGUUUUAUAAAAUCAUUGAUUGGCAACUACAAGAACUUAAUGAUCGUUUCAAUGAGGUGACAAGUGAUUUGCUUAAUGGAGUAUCUUGCUUGAAUCCAAUUGAUUCAUUUUCUAGUUUUGACAUAAAGAAGAUAAUGAGAAUGGCUGAAUUAUAUCCUGAUGAUUUUGAUGGGUCCAACAUGAGAUCUCUUGAGAAUCAACUUGUUAAUUACAUUAUUGAUGUUCGUGAUAUUAAUGAAAGGUUCUCCAAUUUGGGUGGACUUGGAGAACUUUCAAGAAAGUUGGUUGAGACAAACAAGCAUUUAACCUAUUCUCUCGUAUUUCUUUUAGUGAAGUUUGCUUUGCUUCUACCUGUUGCCACUGCUACAGUUCAAAAAGCUUUUUUUCAAUGA